Molecule: messenger RNA, 1050 nt
Organism: Scutellospora calospora
Lineage: Eukaryota; Fungi; Glomeromycota; Glomeromycetes; Diversisporales; Gigasporaceae
Source: the annotation of a GenBank genome assembly
AUGUGUCUCAAAGAUGAUAGCCUAGAUCUAUCUCAUUAUGUCUCUGCACCUGAAAUAUUUAAUGAUUCUUUGUACAAAAGUAGCAGAGCAGAACUUAAGCUCAUGACAGAUAAGGAUGAGUAUCUGAUAGUUGAAAAUAGAAUUCGUGGAAGAAUGACAAUGGCAAGUUAUCGAUAUGCCAAAUCAAAUAAUCUGCAAUGUCCAGACUAUGAUCCUAAAAUUUUGGGUAAAGUGAGUUCAGAGGAAGUACUAGAUAUCCAAAGUAUCGCGCCUGAUGCAGAAAUAGGCUAUAUGCUUGAACUUGAUCUAGAAGCUCCAGUGCACUUGCACGAUUACUUUGUAGAUUAUCCUUUAGCAUCAGAAAAGCAAAUAAUACCAGAAAACUGGCCUAGCCUAUAUAAUGAAAGAUUAGUAAAUAAUAAAGAAGUUAGAAAUGGAAAAUAUGUAUUAGAAGAGAAGUUGGUUACAAAGAUUCAUAGCACUCUCAAGUUUAAGCAGUCUCCAUGGAUGAAAGACUAUAUUGAGAAAAAUAUUCGCAAGCGUAAAAUUGCUAAAGCUAAUAGGAAUAAAGAUCGAGCAGAAAGACCAGAUAUUUUUGAUCUUAACUAUUCAGGAGACUUAUUUCUAAUGAAGGAUGAGACAAAGGGAAGCCCAAUAGGCGAAUCAGUAUGUUUAAAGCCAAAGAUAUAUUCAGUCCUUCUAGCAAGCCAUGAUCCUAAAACUUCUGAUGACCCAGAUUCUGAAGAUCCUAAAAAGAAGCAUGGCAUUCAGAAGGCAAAGGGUGUUAAGAAAUACGUGGUUAAAAAGGAGCUUCAAUAUGAUAAAUUUCUAGAAUGUCUUAGGAAUAAGAAACUAACUCAGCAUGAUAUGAUAAAUAAGAUAGGGCUGAAUCCAUAUGAUAACAAGCGCUGGAUCUUACUUGAUGGAAUUCGAACUCUCCCAUAUAGAUAUUGGCGAAUUGGACUAUAUAAAUGUCUGGUAGCAUCCGAAAUAGCUCUUGAGGAAGCAGAAGAAAGGGCUAUGAAAGUUAGACUUCGUGUCAAGGAAUAG